This is a messenger RNA of Magnolia sinica, 623 nucleotides long. RefSeq lists its product as uncharacterized. NCBI's taxonomy places the organism in Eukaryota, Viridiplantae, Streptophyta, Magnoliopsida, Magnoliales, Magnoliaceae. The record is from RefSeq and is a predicted model, not a curated record. Bases 110 to 358 code for a protein of 82 amino acids. The transcript is spliced from 3 exons.
CUGGCCCACUUCAACUGAAUUUGGGCUUCACCUCCUUCUCAUAAAUACAGUCCUUUGGUUUGGCUGUUAGGGUUUGGUGAGAGCGAGAGAGAGAGAGAGCGAGAGAGAGAUGUCGAAGAAGAACAAUCUGGCGCGGCGGAAGCGGCAGCACGAAUUCGAGCUACAAAAAGAGAAAGAGGCAAAGGAAAAGAAAACACAGAAGCUGCAGGCAAAGAAGACGAAAAUGAAAAUCGACCGCAACGACAAAAAGAAAAAGAAGGGUGCCGGCGGUUUUCAGGUUGGUAAGAGAAAACUGAAGACCAAAUUGACGGCAUUGACCAAAGCCAAAGCCGCCCAAGCAAUGGAGCUCGAUAAAUAACUUGGGAUUUCGGCAAAUGGGUAAGUUUCUUGCAAUCAAUCGAUGCGAAGGUGGAGUUGGGAAAUGAUCUUUUAAGCCAUGCAAAGUAAAGGAAGAAAGGUGGUUUUCUUUUGUUUUUAUAGUCUUUGUUAUAUCUUUGUAGUUCUUGAGCUUUUGCUUCAGAUAUUAAGUUGACAUGAAAUCCAUGUUUUAAUGAAAACCGUCAACUGUCUGAAUUCAACAAAGAGAUGUCCAUUAAUCACAAUUUUUUAAAGGGUUUGUGUGA